Haliaeetus leucocephalus (bald eagle) is the source of this 3690-nucleotide messenger RNA. RefSeq names its product macrophage stimulating 1 receptor (c-met-related tyrosine kinase) (gene MST1R). Gene Ontology annotation, molecular function: protein binding; transmembrane receptor protein tyrosine kinase activity; ATP binding. Gene Ontology annotation, biological process: protein phosphorylation; phagocytosis; nervous system development. The coding region runs from base 1 to 3690 and encodes 1229 amino acids. The record is from RefSeq and is a predicted model, not a curated record. Lineage: Eukaryota; Metazoa; Chordata; Aves; Accipitriformes; Accipitridae. Gene Ontology annotation, cellular component: signaling receptor complex. The transcript has 18 exons.
AUGGGGCUGUCAUGCCGCGUGUGCCUCUUGCUGGCGCUCGCCCUGGCCCCGCUGGGUGCCGACACCUGGCAGUGCCCCCGCAUCCCUUACAGCUCCACCAGGAACUUCUCCGUCCCCUACACGCUGCCUGGCCUCGACGCCGGCAGCCCCGUGCAGAAUGUCGCUGUCUUCGCCGACUCCACCGGCCCGGCCGCCGUCUUCGUGGCCAUCCGCAACCGCAUCCUGCUGGCCAGCCCCGAGCUGCGCCUCCUCUCCAUCCUCGUCACUGGCCCGGUGGGCAGCGCUGAGUGUGAGAUCUGCCGCCUGUGCCCGGCUGCCGCGGACGGCCCCAAGGACACGGACAACGUCCUGCUGAUGCUGGACCCGCUGGAGCCAUGGCUGUACAGUUGCGGCACAGCGCGGCACGGGCUGUGCUACCAGCACCAGCUGGAGGUGCGGGACGGCAAGGUGGCCAUCACGACCACGCACUGCCUGUACUCGGCCACGGGCAACAGCCCUGCGUCCUGCCCCGACUGCGUGGCCAGCCCCCUGGGGACAAGUGCCACCGUGGUGGCCACCUCCUACGCUUCUUUCUUCUACCUCGGCUCCACCAUCAACAGCAGUGUGGCGGCACGGUACAGCCCGCGGUCGGUGUCCGUCCGCAGGCUGAAGGGCACCUUGGACGGCUUUUCGGACGACUUCCAGUGGCUGACGGUGCUGCCGCAAUACCGGGACAACUACACCAUCCACUACGUGCACUCCUUCGCCGACGGGGACCACGUCUACUUCCUGACGGUGCAGCCGGAGCGGCCGGGCUCGGCAGCGUACCACACGCGCCUGGCACGGCUCAGCACCCACGAGCGCGCCCUCCGCCGCUACCGCGAGCUCAUCCUCGACUGCCGCUUCGAGUCCAAGCGGCGGCGGCGGCGGCGGCACGGCGGCGAGGAGGACGCCGAGCGGGAUGUCGCCUACAACGUGCUGCAGGCAGCCCACGCCGCCCGCCCCGGCGCCCGCCUGGCCCGUGACCUCGGCAUCAAUGACACCGACACGGUGCUCUUCGGCGCCUUUGCCGAGAGCCGGCUGGAGAGCCGGGUGCCGCGGGAGAACUCGGCCGUCUGCGCCUUCCCCCUCCGCCUCCUCAACCAGGCCAUAGAGGAGGGCAUGGAGAAGUGCUGCGGCACCGGGCACCAGCCGCUGCUGCGGGGGCUCAGCUUCUUCCAACCGGUGGAGUACUGCCCGCACAACGUGAACCUCUCGGCACCAGUGGCCAACACCAGCUGUUGGGACCAGCCCACCCUCGUUCCCGCUGCCUCCCAUAAGGUGGACCUGUUCAAUGGGCACCUGGCCGGCGUCCUCCUCACCUCCAUCUUCGUCACCGCCCUGGGGGAUGUCACCGUGGCCCACCUGGGCACAGCAGAGGGACGCAUCUUCCAGAUGGUGCUCCAGCGCUCCAGCUCCUACCUCCUCACCUUGGCCAACUUCUCCCUGGGGGAGCCGGGGCCGGUGCGGGGUGCCAUGGGGCUGCAGAGCCACUCGCUGUUCUUCGCUGCUGGCACCAAGGUGUGGCGCCUGAACGUCACCGGUCCUGGCUGCCGCCACUUCUCCACGUGCCAGCGCUGCCUGCGAGCUGAGCGCUUCAUGGGCUGCGGCUGGUGCGGGGAUGGGUGCACGCGCCGCCACGAGUGCGCCGGCCCCUGGGUCCAGGACAGCUGCCCACCCGUCCUCACCGACUUCCACCCCCGGAGUGCCCCACUGCGGGGCCGGACGCGGGUGACGCUCUGUGGCAUGACAUUCCGCUCCCACUUGGACCUCUACCCCCGCCACAGCCCCCCCGGUGCUUACCGGGUGGCGGUGGGCCGGCGAGGCUGCACGGUGCUGCCGGAGGAGAGCAAGAGCCACAGGCCCCUGCCCACCUCCCGCCGCAAGGACUUUGUGGACGUGCUGGUGUGUGAGCUGGAGCCGGGGGGCCCGAAGGCAGCGGGGGGCCCGGCUGAUGUGGUGCUCACCGUGGAGGAACCCACUGGACCCUCCAGCUUCCAUGUCCACGGCUCCGCCACCCUCGGCGGCUUCGUCUUCGUGGACCCCCGCAUCAGCACCCUGCACCCCCCGUUUGGCCCCCGGGGGGGUGGCACCCACCUCUCCCUGCGUGGCACCCACCUCUCAGCGGGGAGCAGCUGGCGGGUGAUGGUCAACGGCUCCGAGUGCCCCCUGGUCGGGCAGCCCAGGCAGGGCGAGGAGGCAAUUCGGUGCACGACUCCCGCCACCGGUGGCCUGGGCUCAGCCCAGGUGGCCCUGUGGAUUGACGGGGAGGAGUUCCUGGCCCCUCUGCCCUUCCAGUACCGCCCCGACCCCUUCGUUUCGGCCAUCGAUCCCAGCUGCAGCUAUGAGGGCUCGAUACUCACCGUCAUCGGCACCCACCUGGACUCGGUGUAUCGCGCCAAGAUCCACUUUGAAGCCGGCGGCGUGAGGACCGAAGCCGUGGAGUGCGACGGCCCGCGGGCGCCGGAGCGGCUGCUGCGGCCCGGCGUCGACUACAGGGAGGUGCUGGUGCUGCCCGUGGCAGGCAGUCCUGGCCCAGUGGGGACCCGGGCACGCUUCACCGGCACCGGUGCCAGCACCGGCGUGGUGGGUGGUGGCUCCCCCGUGCCCCUGCUCAGGGCCACAUCCUGCUGCCUGGAGGACCUGAGGCCGGAGCUGCUGGAGGAGGUGAAGGACAUCCUCAUCCCCGAGGAGCGGCUCGUCACCCACCGCCACCAGGUCAUCGGCAAAGGGCACUUCGGCAGCGUAUACCACGGCACCUACACGGACCCGCUGCUGGGCGACCUCCACUGUGCCGUCAAGUCCCUGCACCGCAUCACGGACGUGGAGGAGGUGGAGGAGUUCCUACGCGAGGGCAUCCUCAUGAAGAGCUUCCACCACCCCCAGGUGCUCUCGCUGCUGGGGGUGUGCCUGCCCCGCCACGGGCUGCCCCUCGUCGUCCUGCCCUACAUGCGCCAUGGGGACCUGCGCCACUUCAUCCGCGCCCAGGAGCGGAGCCCCACGGUGAAGGAUCUCAUCGGCUUCGGGCUGCAGGUGGCCCUGGGCAUGGAGUACCUGGCCCAGAAGAAGUUUGUGCAUCGGGAUCUGGCGGCCAGGAACUGCAUGCUGGAUGAAACACUGACGGUGAAGGUGGCCGACUUCGGGCUGGCGCGGGAUGUGUUCGGCAAGGAGUACUACAGCAUCCAGCGGCACCGCCACGCCAAGCUGCCCGUCAAGUGGAUGGCACUGGAGAGCCUCCAGACCCAAAAAUUCACCACCAAGUCAGAUGUGUGGUCCUUCGGGGUGCUCAUGUGGGAGCUGCUGACACGGGGGGCAUCGCCGUACCCUGGGGUGGACCCCUACGACAUGGCCAGCUACCUGCUGCGGGGGAGACGCCUUCCGCAGCCCUGCCACUGCCCUGACACCCUGUACAGGGUGCUGCUGAGCUGCUGGGCACCGGCGCCCGAGGAGAGGCCAUCCUUCACGGGGCUGGUGGGCGAGCUGGAGCAUGUCCUGGCCACGCUGGAGGGCGAGCACUAUGUCAACCUGGCCGUCACCUACGUCAAUCUGGAGUGUGGCCCUCCCUUUCCCCCUGCCCCCCUGGGGCAGCUGCCUGAUGGCGAGGAUGAGGAUGAGGAUAACGAGGAGGAGGAGGAAGAGGAGGAAGAGGAGGAGGACACAUCCAUGUGCUGA